UUAUCCUGAUUAUACAACCCUGAAUUCCACGACAUGAAUUUCACAAAAUGUCUGAAAUUUCCUCUGUUAAUUCUAUUUUUCAUAUUGAUCUCCUUUCCUUGUUUAACAAGAAGCACCCCAGUGCUAGAUACAGAUGGUAAUGAAGUCCAAAGUAAUACGAAAUACAAUGUAUUUCCUCUAGAAAGAGGAAAUGGUGGUGGACUUGCACUUUCUGCAAAAGAUAGGCCAUGCCCAUUUAUUGUCAUGCAAGAAAACUAUGAAUCUUCAAGUGGGCUUCCUCUAAAGUUGUUUCCAUUGGACAACAAGCAACAGGUAGUUAACUUGUCCACAUAUCUGAAUAUCGUUUUCUCGGCUGCCACGAUUUGCGUGCAAUCGACCGUGUGGAAACUUGGCGGCGUGGAUGAGAUCACAGGAUGGAGAUAUGUGUCUAGUGGCGGCAUCAUGGGGCGUCCGGGAGUGCAUUCAGUUGACACAUGGUUCAAACUUGAAAAGUAUGGGAAUGUGUAUAAGAUUGUUUGGUGUCCUACUAAUGUGUGUAAUACUUGCAAGGUUGUGUGUGGGAAUGUGGGUGUAUUUGUAGAAAAUGGCAAGAGAUGGCUUGGUUUGAGUGAUGUACCUCUUGUUGUUGUGUUUAAGCGAAGUCCAACUUGAUAAGAGUUCAGAAAAUCUCAUUAAUAA
Molecule: messenger RNA, 678 nt
Organism: Olea europaea var. sylvestris
Lineage: Eukaryota; Viridiplantae; Streptophyta; Magnoliopsida; Lamiales; Oleaceae
Product: kunitz trypsin inhibitor 2-like
Exons: 1
Coding region: 34-651 (205 amino acids)
Molecular function (GO): endopeptidase inhibitor activity
Source: RefSeq, a predicted model, not a curated record